UGAAAUGAGACGUGCUAGUCUUUCCCAAGUACAGUUACUCUCACAUGGAAAUUGCCUUCUUCCCCUUUACUCUUUUGUUUUUUUUUUGUUAAUUGUGUACUAGGAUUGAUGUUGGGAGGGAAUCUUUCAUUAAUGCGAGUGAUGUAACCUUGAAUGGUUCACAAAAUUUCUUCCUUUCUGUCAUCUAAUUAUCUCCUGAAUUUCUUCUCAUAACCUCUCCUUUAAAUCUGAUGAUGCGUUUGAGCAACCUCUCAUCACUACACUGAGAAACCAAAGUAAAAGAUUCACAAGAGUGAGCUACACAGAGAGAGUAACGAUGGAUGAUCAUGAAAGCCCUCUUUUGUCCAAGGAGUCAUCAUCGUCGUCAUCAUCAUCAUCCGUGGUGGCUUCCUCGUUUAAAUGGAUUCUGAAAGUUUUAAUGUCCGUGAUUUUCGUUGCAUGGGUUGUUUUCCUUUUUGUGUACCCUGGGAAACUCGGCGAUGGAAUUCUUACAAAUUGGAGAGCUGUUUCUUCCCACACUCUCUUCGGCACCACAGGAAGCAUGUUCUUGAUUUUCAGUGGUCCGAUUCUUGUUAUCUCCGUCUUAGCUUCUCUCUAUCUGAUCAUCUCCGGAGAAGAGAAUGUGUUCACUAAGAAGAAGAUAUCGAAAUUCCCAAGGUUCAGGCUGUGGACAUUUCCUGUUCUUGUGGAUGGGCCAUUUGGAGUUGUUUCUGCAGCUGAGUUUCUUGGAAUUAUGAUCUUCUCUGUCUUCUUCCUCUGGGCUAUCUAUGCAUAUACCAUGAGGGAUCUUGACCUUCUUGAUCUCUUCCAUGUGCUUCCCGAGGAUAGAAGUAUGCUUCUGUUGGAGAUAACGGGUCUGCGUUUCGGGAUGAUUGGACUGUUGUGUAUGGUGUUUUUGUUUCUUCCAAUCUCGAGAGGCUCCAUUCUCCUCCGUCUUGUCGAUAUCCCUUUCGAGCAUGCUACAAAGUAUCACGUUUGGCUUGGUCAUAUCACCAUGGCUUUCUUCUCCUUUCAUGGCCUCUGUUAUGUUGUUGCGUGGACCGUUCAAGGUCGACUUUUAGAGCUUUUAUUCGAGUGGAAAGCUAUUGGAAUCGCAGUGUUACCUGGAGUUAUCAGUCUUGUAGCGGGUUUACUUAUGUGGGUUACAUCGUUACAGUACGUGAGGAAGCAUUACUUUGAGCUUUUCUUCUACACCCAUCAACUCUAUAUUGUCUUCGUCGUCUUCUUGGCACUUCACGUGGGUGACUACUUAUUCAGCAUAGUUGCUGGAGGAAUAUUCCUUUUCAUUCUCGACCGUUUCUUGAGGUUCUGCCAAUCCAGAAGGACUGUAGAUGUAAUCUCUGCAAAGAGUUUUCCCUGCGGGACUUUAGAGCUCGUCCUUUCGAAACCACCGAAUAUGCGAUACAAUGCACUGAGUUUUGUCUUCCUCCAAGUAAGGGAGCUAUCAUGGCUACAAUGGCAUCCCUUCAGUGUUUCAUCAAGCCCUCUAGAUGGGAAGCAUCAUGUUGCCGUUCUCAUAAAGGUUCUUGGUGGAUGGACUGCAAAGCUUAGGGACAAGUUGUCAAAGCUAUACGAGGCAGAGAACCCAGAUCAGCUCCUUUCUCCUCUGUCAUAUCCCAAAAUCACAACUUGCGUGGAGGGCCCUUAUGGCCAUGAAUCUCCAUACCACCUGGCGUACGAGAAUCUGGUCUUAGUAGCAGGAGGAAUCGGGAUUUCGCCAUUUUUCGCCAUCUUAAGUGAUAUCCUACAAAGAAAAAGAGAUGGGAAAGCUUGUCUACCAAAGAAGGUUUUAGUUAUCUGGGCAAUCAAAAACUCAGACGAGCUCUCUCUCCUCUCAUCGAUCGACAUUCCUUCCCUUUGCCCUUCUUUCUCUCAGAAAAUGAACCUUGAGAUUAACAUCUAUGUCACAAGACAAUCCGAGCCUCUCUUGGAAGAUGGAAUGGUUCACAAGAUGGUGAAUCCUUCUGUGAAGCCAAGGAGCAACGGGUGUCCCAUGUCGGUAUUAGUUGGUACAGGGGAUAAUAUAUGGUCUGGACUCUAUCUGGUAUCAUCCACCAUCGGGUUUGUUUUAAUGAUCACAUUGUUGGACAUCUUUUACAUAAACAAAUUCAACAUAACGGCGUGGUGGUACAAGGGACUUCUUUUCGUGGUUUGUAUGGUUGCAAGUGUGUUGAUUUUUGGAGGUCUUGUUGUUGUUUUCUGGAAUCUUUGGGGUGAAAAAGCCGGUGAUGUAGAACCAAAUGGCCACGACAAGGUGACUACGAAUGGAGAAGAACUACAUAACCCAUCUGCGGAACUUAAAGGCCUUAACACAGAAGACGAUAUUCAGAGUUUCAUCACUACUCGUUAUGGCACGAGACCUGAUUUUAAAGAGAUAUUUGAGUCAUUGAAUGAGAAAUGGGGAAGUGUUGAUGUUGGAGUUAUUGUAUGCGGACCGGCCAGUCUUCAGUCUACCGUUGCCAAAGAGAUACGUUCACAUAGCAUCUGGCGAUCCACGAAUCAUCCACUUUUCCACUUCAACAGCCACAGCUUCGACUUGUAACUUUGCUUUCAAGGCUGAAGAUAAUUAUGUAAUCAAUCUGUGGAAUCUAAAAGAAAAAGUAUGCAUAUGUAUGUAAUAGCAGUCUGUAUGUAUUAAGGAUACAGCUAUGGGGAAUAUGUGACUUUCUAUUUUCAUGUAUAAUUAUGCAAAUAUAUGAGCUUCUUAUAUUGUACUAUUAGAUAAUAACCCGUGCGCAAGCGCGGAUAAGUUUUUAUAAUAGUGUUUAUUUAUUAAA
Molecule: messenger RNA, 2777 nt
Organism: Brassica oleracea var. oleracea
Lineage: Eukaryota; Viridiplantae; Streptophyta; Magnoliopsida; Brassicales; Brassicaceae
Product: ferric reduction oxidase 7, chloroplastic
Exons: 9
Coding region: 317-2542 (741 amino acids)
Cellular component (GO): plasma membrane
Molecular function (GO): oxidoreductase activity
Source: RefSeq, a predicted model, not a curated record